AUGAUUGAAAACUCAUUUCAAGAUUGCUUUCUGAAUUUGAAAGUAGCCGAUAGAGUCGAAUCUCUAGUUUCAAAUGUGUUGGAAGGACAAUCAAAGCUUGAGACACUUAGAGAUUCAUAUCAAACCGGAUUAAGAUCUCAUGGAAAGAGCAUUCUAGAUGUGUUGUCUACUAGGAAGGAAGAUGAUAAAACUGAAAUCCUACAUGCUCAUUUACAAAAUUUACAAGAACAAGUUGAACAAAUCCAACAAAUGGAAGAUGUGGACAAAAUUGAAGUUGCAUGGAUGGCAUACACUGACAGUUAUGAGAAUUUCAAAACAGAUGAUUCCAAAACUUCUGAGAGAGCUAAACAACUGCAAAUUGUGAGAAAGAAGUGCUCAUUUUUCUUAAGAGACACACACUCAAAACUAGAAGAAUAUUGUCAAAGAAUUAUGAUUCAAGCUGAAGAACACAGAGCUUGCAAGUCGUCGUUCGAUGAUAAUCUUUCUGCUGAAAUCCGGACAAUCAAAGAAAGCUUCGCCGAUUUGCUCAAAAACCUCUUCCAAAAACGGAGAGUUGAGAAAUUGAAAGUGUUGGUGGAUGAGUUUGACUUGGUGAACAUGGAAAAAUGCAACACUCGAGUGGAAGCCUACCAGAAUUCUAUUCGGAAGCGGAAACUUUUGAUGAGACGUGUUUAUGAAGCUGAGAAGGAGUUAAGAUCCCAUCAAUUUAAACUGAGAAAAGUCCCUUAUGUUCAUUUUGAGUCAAUUUCUAAGGCUUCCAAAACCAUCACUGCUUCCACCGCUAAACUCAUUGCCAUGGGUAAUUUGUAUUCCCAACGGAACGAUUCAAUGCAAACUGACUUAGAAGUUUCACGACGCCAAAAAGUUGUGUUGGAUAAAAAAUUAGCCGAACUUCUUCAGAAUACAACAAAAAAUCAAAUUGAAUUGUGCGACGUCAUCAAACAAGCCAUCAGGCAGCAGAUCUAUAAACACGAUGAUUUGUGUUGUCUGACUCCGGAUGAAUUUGAUGCUUGUGUUUGGUGA
Molecule: messenger RNA, 1023 nt
Organism: Caenorhabditis briggsae
Lineage: Eukaryota; Metazoa; Nematoda; Chromadorea; Rhabditida; Rhabditidae
Exons: 7
Coding region: 1-1023 (340 amino acids)
Source: RefSeq, a predicted model, not a curated record